AUGCCUCAACUCAACCCCGCCCCUUGAUUUGCAAUCCUGACUUUCUCCUGACUGGUGUUCCUUAUCGUAAUUCCCCCUAAAGUAACGGCCCAUAAUUUCCCAAACGAACCCACACCCCAAAGCACAGAAAAGCCUAAAGCAACGCCCUGAACUUGACCAUGGCAAUAA
Molecule: messenger RNA, 168 nt
Organism: Seriola dumerili (greater amberjack)
Lineage: Eukaryota; Metazoa; Chordata; Actinopteri; Carangiformes; Carangidae
Source: the annotation of a RefSeq genome assembly